This is a messenger RNA of Penicillium macrosclerotiorum, 450 nucleotides long. RefSeq names its product SRPBCC domain-containing protein. The transcript is spliced from 3 exons. Lineage: Eukaryota; Fungi; Ascomycota; Eurotiomycetes; Eurotiales; Aspergillaceae. The coding region runs from base 1 to 450 and encodes 149 amino acids. The record is from RefSeq and is a predicted model, not a curated record.
AUGCCCCGCAACGAAAGCAAGAUUGAGAUUGCUGCGCCACCUGCGAAAGUCCGGGAAGUGUUGCUCAACUUUUCGGCCUUUUCCGAAUGGCACACGGACUUCAUCAAGGGCAUUAAGAUCGAGGACGAGUCGAAAACCCCCGAGUCCCUCGCUCAUGGCGACAAGGUGGAGUGCAACAUUGAAGGAUGGAAGUUCGUUGCAGAAAUUAGGGAGAACAGCGAGAGCAUGUUCUCAUGGCAAGGCCCACCCGUCUUGACUGUUGCUGGGCUACAUCAGUUUCGCAUGGAACCCACCAAAGACGGCUCGGCCACAGUCUUCACACAAUCGGAAGAUCUCAAGGGACCGCUGGCUUUCCUGAUGGGUCCUUCAUUACUGGGCAAGAAGAUGGCCGCCCACUUUGCUGAGUUCAACACCGACCUCAAGCGUCGGGUUGAGAGUCUGAGCUCUUGA